AUGGGAGGCGGCCCCGAAAAGGAACACCUCCUCAUCGUCCUGUGGCAGCCCGAGCCCAAGGAUGUCACGGCCGAGAUUCAGCGGCGAUUCCCGCAUUUUGAGAUUAAAUACUUUCAACAACUUCCCCCCGAAGGAGGGCAGAUUGUGGAUAAGAGGGAGCAGGUUCCGCAGGAGCUAUGGCAAUGGGCCACCAUCCUGAUCACCCUGUCAUCCCUCCCCGCGCGAGCCGAAGAUGCUCCAAACCUCAAACUCAUCCACCUCUUCAUGGCCGGCGUCGACCACUACAGCAACCAUCCCAUCGUCACCGACAGCGACAUCCCCAUCACCUCGUCCUCGGGCAUCCACGGGCCCCCGAUCGCCGAGUGGAUCGUCAUGACCACCCUCGUCCUCAGCAGGCGCUACGCCACCGAGUACGAGUGGCAGAAGCAGCAUCACUGGGGCACCGGUCGGGAGAUGUUGAUUGAUGGCACGGAUUGGGUGGGCAAGACGGUCGGGAUUGCCGGGUACGGGAGUAUCGGGCGUCAAGUGGAAAGGUGUAUCGAGCCUUCAGCUGAUAUUCUCGGUGGGGGGGGGGGAACAGCCGCCCGUGUCUUCAAGGCUCUUGGAUCGAAUAUCCACGCCUACACGGCGGGUGCGCGCGCAACACCCGUAGUGAGGAAUAAAAGGCCCCUCCUCCCCGCCCUAAAGUUCCCGGAAAGGCCACUACUAAUACACGCCUUGGCCCAUGGGUCAUGGGCACGAGGAAAAGAAUCGAGAAGGGACAACGGCUACAUCGUCCCCGGCACGGGCGACCCAGACGGCACGGUCCCGCGGGCGUGGUACUCCGGGACGACGAAGGAAUCGCUGCACGCGUUCCUGUCGUCGGGGCUGGACGCGCUGGUCAUCGCUCUCCCACUGACGCCCUCGACACGCCACCUCUUUUCGACGCGCGAAUUCGAGAUCCUCGCCAACACGACCCACGCCGCCGACGGCACGCCCAAGAAAUCCCGCUCGGCCUACCUCAUCAACAUCGCCCGCGGCCCCCUGGUCGACCAGCCCGCGCUCAAGGCCGCGCUCGACAACGGCGUCCUCCUCGGCGCGGCCCUCGAUGUCACGGACCCGGAACCCCUCCCCGCUGACGACCCCCUGUGGGACGCGAAGAACGUCAUCAUCACGCCGCACAUCAGCGGGCACGGCACGGAGUACGCGCUGCGUGCGUACGACGUCUUCAUGGUCAAUUGGGCGCGGCACGAGAGGGGCGAGAAAAUGUUCAACCUGCUCGAUCGGCACAAGGGGUAUUGA
Fonsecaea nubica is the source of this 1281-nucleotide messenger RNA. RefSeq lists its product as hypothetical. The transcript is spliced from 5 exons. Lineage: Eukaryota; Fungi; Ascomycota; Eurotiomycetes; Chaetothyriales; Herpotrichiellaceae. The record is from RefSeq and is a predicted model, not a curated record. Bases 1 to 1281 code for a protein of 426 amino acids. Gene Ontology annotation, molecular function: NAD binding.